Messenger RNA from Lampris incognitus (smalleye Pacific opah), 2127 nucleotides. Its product is annotated as 5-aminolevulinate synthase, non-specific, mitochondrial-like. The record is from RefSeq and is a predicted model, not a curated record. Bases 169 to 1989 code for a protein of 606 amino acids. Gene Ontology annotation, molecular function: pyridoxal phosphate binding; 5-aminolevulinate synthase activity. Gene Ontology annotation, cellular component: mitochondrion; mitochondrial matrix. Gene Ontology annotation, biological process: erythrocyte development; hemoglobin biosynthetic process; heme biosynthetic process. The transcript has 11 exons. Lineage: Eukaryota; Metazoa; Chordata; Actinopteri; Lampriformes; Lampridae.
GCUACGUCAUGAGGGUCUGCGGCGCUGUAUAAGUCCAGACGAGAUAGCGGCCCGAGUUUCCCCACUCCGAGCAGGACUAUAUAUCGAGAGAUCAGGGACCAAGACCUCAGCCCAAGGAUCAAGACAACGUAGCAUCCAUAUUUAAAGAAAGGAUCAAGAGUAUCUCUUAUGGACACAUUUAUCCGCCGAUGUCCCUUCCUGACGAUCGUGCCCAGAGCAUUCCUGCAGCUGGCCGGGAAGUCAUCCCUGCUCAGCUAUGCCCAGAAGUGCCCUGUGAUGAUGGAUUUGGCCACCAGACCUCUAGCCAGGGCCCUCUCCUCCUCUGCCUCGGUGUCCAAAGACGCAACAACAAAUGAAGAGUGUCCAGUCAAGCUGCCCCCAGGCCACCCUGCGCCCCCUGCUGGCCAGGCAGUGGGCUCCAAGUGCCCGUUCUUGGCGGUUGAGAUGGUGCAGAAAAACAACAGUGUGGUGAGAAAGGCCAGCCUGGAGCUGCAGGAGGAUGUCCAGGAGAUGCACUCCCUCUGCACAAAAAAAACAGUGGUGGACCUUAUCGAGACAGACAAUGCCAGCACGGGUGCGCUGAAAACCCCACUGAAACCAGGGUCUCACAGGGUAUCCCACUUACUGAGGGACAAUCUUCCUAAAACUGCUACCUUUCAGUACGACAGAUUUUUUGAACAAAAGAUUGACAGUAAGAAGGAAGAUCACACAUACAGGGUAUUCAAGACGGUGAACAGGCUUGCCCCCUCUUUCCCCAUGGCGGACGACUAUUCCGAGUCUCUCAGCAUGAAGAGAGACGUGUCUGUGUGGUGCAGCAAUGACUACCUGGGGAUGAGCCGCCACCCUAGAGUCACCCAAACUAUCAUGGACACUUUACGGAAACAUGGUGCUGGUGCCGGAGGCACAAGAAACAUUUCAGGAACAAGUAAGUUCCAUGUGGACCUGGAAUAUGAGCUGGCCGACCUGCACAACAAAGAUGCUGCACUGCUCUUCACUUCCUGCUUUGUGGCCAACGACUCCACGUUGUUCACUCUGGCAAAAAUGCUACCAGGUUGUGAAAUCUACUCUGACGCAGGCAACCACGCUUCAAUGAUACAGGGUAUACGAAACAGUGGGGUGAAGAAGUUUAUCUUCCGUCACAAUGAUGUCGGUCACCUUCGAGAGCUGCUCGAGAAGUCUGACCCUGCCACUCCAAGGAUCGUGGCCUUUGAGACAGUGCAUUCAAUGGAUGGUGCUGUAUGUCCUCUGGAAGAAAUGUGUGAUGUCGCCCAUGAGUUUGGCGCUAUAACCUUCGUGGAUGAAGUGCAUGCGGUUGGUCUUUAUGGAUCCAGGGGAGGAGGGAUUGGAGACAGGGACGGGGUGAUGCAAAAGAUGGACAUCAUCUCUGGUACACUCGGAAAGGCCUUUGGCUGUGUGGGAGGCUAUAUUGCCAGCACCAACGCCCUGGUGGACACUGUGCGCUCCUACGCUGCAGGCUUCAUCUUCACCACUUCCCUGCCACCCAUGCUGCUGGCGGGAGCCAAGGAGUCCAUCAGAGUCCUGAAAAGUGAGGAAGGUCGGAUACUGAGGAGGAAGCACCAGAGGAGCGUCAAGCUCCUCCGUCAGAUGCUGAUGGAUUCAGGCCUGCCUGUGGUCCACUGCCCCAGCCACAUUAUUCCUGUGCGGGUGGCAGAUGCGGAGAAGAACACUGAGGUUUGUGAUAUCAUGAUGGCCCGCCACAACAUCUAUGUCCAGGCUAUCAACUACCCCACAGUGGCGAAGGGGGAGGAGCUGCUGCGCAUUGCCCCCACACCGCACCAUACUCCGCAGAUGAUGCACUACUUCGUUGAGCGGCUGGUGGAGACCUGGAAGGAGGUGGGUCUGGAGCUGAAGCCUCACUCGUCUGGGGAGUGCACCUUCUGCCAGCAGCCUCUCCACUUUGAGCUGAUGAGUGAGAGAGAGAAGUCCUACUUCAGCGGCCUCAGCCACAUGAUCUCAGCAACGGCGUAAUGUCAUCUUAAAGAUAGAGCCCAGUUAACCCUACUCCAAAAGCAAAUGUAUGUCCAACAUAUUUAUUAUUAGAUUUAUGUAAUACAUAUCACUAAAUAUAUAAUGUUCUGUAUCGCCAAUAAACAUCUGGGCAAAGUG